CCACGGCCCCACCUGUGCGCGUCGCUUUGCCUGGCCCCUGCCCUCCCUGCAUCCUCUCCCGACCACAAAUGCAGCCAUUAUGGUAAUGGAGGGAGCAAACCGUCGUCUUCUCCUUUAAAGGUCUUGCUCCUUCCGUGCAGGUGAAGGCCCGCUUGCUCACCGCGCGCCUCGCCGUCUCCCGUUCCACAUCAGCGGCAACCGGCAGCGUGGAUCAUCCCCUACAGCCCGCCCAACUGCUGCUUGAUUUAGUCACAGGAAGUUCCAUGCUCUGAGCUCUGAUCAAUUCCCUGGACAAAGCAUUUUUUUUGGCCCCAUCCGAAUUUACAGAUAAAACUCAAUCAAAUCUGCCUACGAUUUUGCAGAUUAGAUUGAAUCAUGUCCUCAUCCACGGGAACCAGUCAAAACUCAAAAGGAAUUUAUCGGGCUGAGUUCUUUAGGCAUGGGGUUUUUUGUGAUAUGUUGUCAUGAGAAAAUUAGUUUGGAAGUGUGCAUGGUUGUGGGAUGCCCAAAGACAGUACUUGAAAUUGGAGUAGUGUUGGCGUUCUCCCCGACUUUGAUCCAUGUAUAAUGCAAGGCUUCGGAGGUGCUACUGUGUGCAAUCUGAACAUCUUUGAUCAUUACUUAGUAUUAUGACAAUAUCACCAUUGGUUCCUAUUUUGCAUCUUAGCAACAUAAGGCACCAUUGCACUCAGCAAGUUGUACUAAUUCUCCCUACCAUUUUAUGGUAUUCUAAACUAAAGUCUUAAACAUUGAUGUGCCAAUGUUAUAUAACUAUGAGCAGGGGCGGAGCCGGGCCUGGUGCUACCGGUGCCGUAGCACCGGCCUGGCAAGGAUGCUCACAAGAGGAUUCAUCAAGUAUUUAGUUCAUUAGUAUGUAAAAUUCACAAGUAUAGCAUCAUUAGUGCUAUCUUAGCACCAUCCUUGUCCGGUUUUUCGGCUCCGCCACUGACUAUGAGUAUUUGUUAAGCAUUGCACUGACAUUUGGCAAUAAACCUAUAUCUCCAGCUAUUUCAAGAGGCAGGCUGCCUUAUGCAUUUUUAGCUAAUAUGCACUACAUAUCCUCGCAUGUUUGUAUGAUUACAAACCCUUGAAAGAGUUGAAUUUUGGUUUUCAUAGUGGCCUUAAACAGAGAAAUUCCAUUGGACUGCAACUCUGCCUUUUUCACACGCCGGUGUACAAUUUCACAAAAUUGUGUCCUUAGAAAGUGCACCAUUGUGACAAUAGUUGCUUCCAGAUUCAUGGGAUUUCAAUUUAAUUUUCGAAUCAAUAACAUAUUUUACUAAAAACAAGGUUUGGACUGUUUUUCAAUUCAGUUUGAUUAGGUAUGGAAGAUUUAAAAAUUCUCAUUUGGUAUAUGCUUUAAAAGUCCCGCCGCAACGCGCGGGGUUUCAUCUAGUUUUGAAUGAAGCUGCCACAUAACAACUUAUUAUUAACAGAGUGGUAGCUUCAUAUAUUAUUAGAUGAUAACAUUUAGGAUUGAUUUGUUUUUGUCAAAACAUAUCAAUAUGAAGACAUAGUUUGAAAUCUCGUCGAGACAAAGCUAACCGUUUAGACGGAUUUUAAAUCGAGUAAACGGUUUGAAAGUUUCAGCUUUUCAAAGUUCAAAUCUUCAUACCAUGCUGCUGCUGCAUGUGACUCGUACGCGCGGCCGUGCCAUCGUGCGAAGGGUCGCAUGUUAGGCAGCGUCCAUUUUAAAAAGGUUAAUGUUUUUUUAUUUUGGCCCUGAAAACCCCCGUUGGUCAAUGCUGCUGUAAAAGCCCAACAACCAAACAAAGCUGGCCACUCUGCAACACAUUGGACUGAAAGCCGACCGUUAAACAACGAGCCCGCUUCAGAAGUCCAACACAACGUUUGGCCCGGCCCAGCCUUCCCUCAAAAGAAGAAAAGACGGAACGCCGCUUCCUCGUCGGCGGCGGCUGCUGUGCUCCCCUAGUCCCCUUCCUGAUCUCCCACUUCCCACUAGGCCACUUUCCGUCUCCUCCGUCCCGCGGCCUCCCGCCGGGCAGUCCGGCAGUCCGGCAGACCCGAAAAGAAAGCAAAACAAAAAAUAUGGAAAACCAAACUUGUUCCGCAAGACUGGCUCACACCAAAUCCCAUCGCCGCUCGAGCCACUGCUCUUGGCUGAUCCGUUCGCCUCCCGCUUCGCAAGCCACAGCCCAGAGGCCCCACGCCCAGCUCCUCCCACUCUGAUUUCGAAGCCAGCGAGCCAUGUCGAUUCGGCCAGUGUGGAUGCCAGAGCCACCCGGUGGGGGCACGGGGGCGCCGGAGAUCUUCGCGGGCGGCGCCGGCACGGUGCGCCGCGCCAUCGUCAUCGGGAACGGCUGUGCCGGCGCCGAGAACCAGUGCCUCGGCCUCGUCCGCGCCCUCGGCCUCGCCGACCGCCUCACGCUCUACCGUAUUACCAGGCCAAUAGGAGGAAUCAACAAGUGGCUGCACUUUCUCCCGAUCUCCUUGCACAAGAUAGUGGACCAAAUACUGAGACAUAUAUUUUCUAAUACGACAUUUGCACCAUUGUUUCAAGGAAAAAUGCUUGCACCUUAUCCUGUCCAUAAUGUUCAAUCAUUUGGAUUGUCUUCUGUACUGGAAGCAGAUACCAAAAAGAUAGUGACAGUGGUGCAUGAUACUUUUGAGAAGGAAGGCCUGGCAAUAGUUGUUGCUUGUGGCCGAGAUACCAUAUCAUAUGCAAGUUCAGUAAGAUUUUUAGCUCCGGAUAAUGUUUUUGUCAUUCAGAUACAACACCCCAGGUAUCGCCUUGAUAGGUUUGAUUUGGUGGUGACUCCUCGUCAUGAUUACUAUGCGUUAACUGCAAAGGGGCAACAGGAAAUUCCACGCCUUUUCCGCACAUGGAUUACUCCACGAGAACCACCUGGGCCAAAUGUGGUUCUGACUGCUGGUGCACUUCACCAAGCAGAUUCUGCUACACUACGCAUUGCUGCUACAAACUGGCAUGAUGAACUUGCUCCCCUGACAAAGCCAUUGGUAGUAGUAAACAUUGGAGGACCAACAAGAAACUGUAAUUAUGGUGUCGACCUUGCUAAGCAGCUAGUAAGCUCACUACACAAAGUUUUAAAGACCUGUGGAAGUGUCAGAAUUUCAUUUUCCAGGAGAACACCACAAAAGGUGUCUGAUCUUAUAUUGAAAGAGUUCAGCACACAUCCUAAGUUUUACAUUUGGGAUGGUGAAUAACCUAACCCGCACCUAGGGCACCUCGCAUGGGCUGAUGCUUUCAUCAUAACAGCAGACUCAAUAAGUAUGAUAAGUGAGGCGUGCAGCACUGGGAAGCCAGUUUAUGUUAUUGGAACUGAGCACUGCAGGUGGAAAUUCUCAGAUUUUCACAGCACUCUUCAUAAACGAGGGGCUGUUCGUCCUUUCACUGGAUUGGAAGAUAUGUCAGACAGCUGGAGCUACCCUCCCCUGAACGAUGCCAUUGAUGUGGCCGCACGGGUUCGUGAAGUGCUCGCAGAACGUGGAUGGAGACUGUCGUAAAUUCGUAAUAGCAACCGUAGUAGAGAAAGGAGAGUGCGAAUUUGUUUCAGUUCCGUUUCGAGCCUGCACAUCAUUUAACUUAGUUGCACUGUUGCACGUGCAUUCUUUAUUUUUACAAAGGCUCACCAAAGACCAAAGGGUGGCAAUUCCAAAUAUGAGAGAGAGAAGGGAUGCGGCGUUGCUGUACGGUUUGCUAACUAUCAACCAUAUGGAUGCAUCAUUUUAAGUAUGGGUUACUAUUUAA
Molecule: messenger RNA, 3730 nt
Organism: Brachypodium distachyon (stiff brome)
Lineage: Eukaryota; Viridiplantae; Streptophyta; Magnoliopsida; Poales; Poaceae
Product: mitochondrial fission protein ELM1
Exons: 12
Source: RefSeq, a predicted model, not a curated record